UUCCUCGGCUGAGGGAGCCCAGGCUGGCUGGUCCCAGCGGGUGGCCAGCCCAGCAGCAAGCAGCGGCAAACUACGAGCCUCCUCCCGCUGCAGCAGGGCUCCAGGCCUGGGGACUCCUUGGAGUCCGCUGAGUCAGUGUCUUCCUGCGCACCUCCCCGGAGACAGGGAGACUGGGAUCUUGUCGGCUUGAGCGCUCGGGGCCCCGCCAGCGGCCUCGGUCACGCUCAGCCUGGCCGGCCCUGCUCAGACUGCGUCCCUGCCGCUCGCCACCGAUCUGCGAGUCGCCUUGCCUUGCCUUGCCUUGGUGAACCUCUCGCAGGCCACUGAGCUAAUUUUUGCGGCCUGGGUGGGGGAGGAGGAAGCAGAGGAGGAGGGAUAAGGGAGGGCAGGGCAGCGCUGGGUGGAGAGCCACCGCCUUCCUCAUAAACAGGCGGGCGUGAGUGCGCAUGGGGCGUGCGGGUAGCGGGGGCUGUGGGCAGUGAGCUGUGCUUGCCGGCCGCGGACCAGUGGCCCGCACUGCUGUCCCUUCCUGGAUCCUCCAACCUUGGUGCAGGAGGGGCGGCCUGUUGGGAGCAGGGUCCAUCAUGGCCAGUGGCAGCUGUCAGGGGUGCGAAGAGGAGGACGAGGAAACUUUGAAGAAGUUGAUAGUCAGGCUGAACAACCUCCAGGAAGGAAAACAGAUAGAGACGCUGGUCCAAAUCCUGGAGGACAUGCUGGUGUUCACCUACGCUGACCACGCCUCCAAGUUAUUUCAAGGCAAAAAUGUGCACGUGCCUCUGUUGAUCGUCUUGGACUCAUAUAUGCGUGUCGCUAGUGUGCAGCAGGUGGGUUGGUCACUUCUAUGCAAAUUAAUAGAAAUCUGCCCAAAUACAAUGCAAAGCUUGAUGGGACCCCAGGAUAUUGGACACGAUUGGGAAGUCCUUGGUGUUCACCAACUGAUUAUUAAAAUGCUUACAGUUCAUAAUGCCAGUAUAAACCUGUCAACGGUUGGACUGAAGGCCUUAGAUCUCCUUCUAACUUCAGGUAAAAUCACUUUGCUAAUAUUGGAUGAAGAAAGUGAUAUUUUCUUAUUAAUUUUUGAUGCCAUGCGAACAUUUUCAACCAAUGGCGAGGUCCAGAAACUUGGGUGCAAAGCUUUACAAGUGCUGUUUGAGAGAGUUUCAGAGGAGCAACUGACUGAAUUUGUUGAGAAUAAAGAUUAUACGAUAUUGUUGAGUGCAUUUAAAAACUUUAAAGAUGAAGAGGAAAUUGUGCUUCACGUACUACACUGUUUACAUUCCUUAGCAAUUCCUUGCAAUAAUGUUGAAGUGCUCAUGAGUGGCAAUGUGAGGUGUUACAAUAUUGUGGUAGAAGCCAUGAAAGCAUUCCCUGUCAACGAAAAAAUUCAGGAAGUGAGUUGCUGCUUGCUCCAUCGGCUUACAUUAGGUAAUUUUUUUAAUAUCCUGGUAUUAAACGAGGUGCACGAGUUUGUGGUGAAAGCCGUGAAGCAGUAUUCGGAGAAUGCGGCAUUGCAAAUUGCAGCGCUCAGCUGUUUAGCACUCCUCACUGAGACCAUUUUCUUAAAUCAAGACUUAGAGGAGAAGAAUGAAAAUCAGGAGAACGCUGAUGAUGAGGACGAAGAUAAAUUGUUUUGGCUACAAGCCUGUUACAAAGCCUUAACGGGGCACAGAAAGAACAAGCAUGUGCAGGAGGCUGCAUGCUGGGCCCUAAACAAUCUCCUUAUGUACCAAAACAAUUUGCACGAGAAGAUUGGAGAUGAAGAUGGCCAGUUCCCAGCUCACAGGGAAGUGAUGCUCUCCAUGCUGAUGCAUUCUUCAUCAAAAGAAGUUUUUCAGGCAUCUGCGAACGCAUUAUCGACUCUCUUAGAACAAAAUGUUAAUUUCAGAAAAAUCCUGUUGUCAAAAGGAAUAUACCUGAAUGUGUUGGAAUUAAUGCAGAAGCACAUACAUUUUCCUGAAGUGGCUGAAAGUGGCUGCAAAAUGCUAAAUCAUCUUUUUGAAGGAAGUAACACUUCCCUGGACGUGAUGGCAGCAGUGGCCCCCAACAUAGUAACGGUUAUGAAAAGUCAUGUGACGUCAUCAUCAGUGCAGCUGGAGGCCCUUCGAGCUAUUUUGCAUUUUAUAGUUCCAGGCAUGCAAGGAGAAUUCACGGAAGACACUGAACAUCAGCACAAGCUAAAUAUAGUUACAGAACAGUGUUUCAGAAAUGAUAUUCACAAACUGGUCUUGCUAUCUUUAAAAAGGUUCGUGGCAAAUCCUGGGAUUCAGAAAUGUGGAUUUAAAGUAAUUUCUUCUGUAGCACGUUUACCUGCUGCAUUAGAGGCGUUAUCUCUGGAAGGCGCUCUUGAUUUGGUGCUUCAGACCCUGCAGAUGUAUCCUGAUGAUCAAGAAAUUCAGUGUCUGGGUGUAAGUCUUAUAGGAUGCUUGAUUAUGAAGAAGACUUUAUUCUUGGUAACUGGUCGUCUGCUGGCAAAAGUUCUGGUUUCCAGUUUACAGCGAUUUAAGGAUGUUGCUGAAUUACAGAUUAAAGGAUUUCAGACAGUCUUGACAGUGCUGGAAUUGUCAGUGUCAUUUUCCAAGCUGUUGGUGCAUUACUCCUUUGAUUCAGUAAUAUUCCAUCAGAUGUCUUCUAGUAUCAUGGAACAGAAGGAUCAGCAGCUCCUAAACCUUUGUUGCAAGUGCUUUGCAAAAUUAGCUAUGGAUGAGGAGUUAAAAUGUGUGAUGCUGGAGAGAGCAUGCGAUCAGAACAACAGCAUCAUGGCUGAAUGCUUGCUUCUGUUGGGAGCGGAUGCCAAUCGAGCAAAGGAGGGAGCUUCUUUAAUUUGUCAGGUGUGUGAAAAAGCCAGCAAUCCCAAACUGGUGGAACUGUUACUGAGUAGUGGGCCCCGUGAACAAGACGUGCGUAAAGCGCUGACAAUAAGCAUUGGGAAAGGGGACGGCCAGACCAUCAGUUUGCUCUUAAGGAGGCUUGCCCUGGACCUGGCUAACAACAGCAUCUGCCUCGGAGGAUUUGGUAUAGGAAAAAUCGAACCUUCUUGGCUCAGUCCUUUAUUUCCAGAUAAGACAUUUAAUUCAAGAAAAGAAACAAAUAUAGGAUGUACCUUAGCAAGAAUGGUCCUCAGAUACCAGAUGAAAAGUGCUGCGGAAGAAGGAGCGGCCUCAGGCAGCAAUGGGCACUUUUCUGAAGAAGUACUUAAUAAAUGUGAUGACUGGACCUUCAUUCCUGAGUCUUACAUGGACAGUGUAUUUGGUCAAAGUGAUGAUCUAGAUAGCGAAGGAAGUGAAGGUUCAUUUCUUGAGAAAAAGAAGUCACAUUCAAUUAGCGUAGGAGAAUUUUGCCGAGAUCCUGCCUUGCAGCGCAACUCACCAGUUUUGCAAAGGCAUCCCAAUUCAUUGGGGCCCAUUUUCAGUCAUGAAGAUUUACUGAAGCGGAAAAGAAAAAUAUUGUCUUCAGAUGAUUCACUCAGGUCAUCGAAACUUCCAUCCCACGUGAGGCAGUCAGACAGCAGUUCUUCCCUGGCUUCUGAGAGAGAAUAUAUUACAUCAUUAGAUCUUUCAGCAAAUGAACUCAGAGAUAUUGACGCCCUGAGCCAGAAGUGCUGCAUAAGUGGGCACUUGGAGCAUCUUGAAAAGCUGGAGCUUCACCAGAAUGCACUCACGAGCUUUCCACAACGACUCUGUGAAACUCUGAAGUGUUUGACACAUUUGGACUUGCACAGUAAUAAAUUUACAUCAUUUCCCUCCUACUUGUUGAAAAUGAAUUGUAUCGCCAACCUUGAUGUCUCUCGGAAUGACAUCGGACCCUCAAUAGUUUUGGAUCCUGCGGUGAAGUGUCUGACCCUGAAACAGUUUAACCUGUCAUAUAAUCAGCUGACUUCUGUUCCUGAGAACCUCGGUGAUGUGGUGGAGAAGCUGGAACAGCUCGUGUUAGAAGGAAAUAAAAUAUCAGGAAUGUGUUCCCCACUGAGCCUGAAAGAGCUGAAGAUUUUGAACCUCAAUAAAAACCACAUUUCAUCCCUAUCAGAGGACUUUCUUGAGGCUUGUCCUAAAGUGGAAAGUUUCAGUGCUAGAAUGAAUUUUCUUGCUGCUAUGCCUUUUUUGCCUUCUUCGAUGACGAGCAUAAAAUUAUCUCAAAACAGAUUUACAUGUGUUCCAGAGGCAAUUUUAAAUCUUCCACAUUUGCGAUCCUUAGAUAUGAGCAGCAAUGAUAUUCAGUAUCUACCAAGCCCUGCACGUUGGAAAUCUCUGAACUUAAGGGAGCUCUUGUUUAGUCAUAAUCAGAUCAGCAUCUUGGACUUGAGUGAAAAAGCACAUGCAUGGUCUAGAGUAGAGAAACUACAUCUUUCUCAUAAUAAGCUCAAAGAGAUUCCUCCUGAGAUUGGCUGUCUUGAAAACCUGACAUCUCUCGAUGUUAGUUACAACUUGGAACUGAGAUCCUUUCCCAAUGAAAUGGGGAAAUUAAGCAAAAUAUGGGAUCUUCCUUUGGAUGAACUGCGUCUUAAUUUUGAUUUUAAACAUAUAGGAUGUAAAGCCAAAGACAUCAUAAGGUUUCUUCAACAGAGGUUGAAAAAGGCUGUGCCCUACAACCGCAUGAAACUCAUGAUUGUGGGAAAUACUGGGAGUGGUAAAACUACCUUGUUGCAGCAAUUAAUGAAAACCAAAAAAUCAGAACUUGGCGUGCAAAGCCCCACAGUUGGCAUAGACGUGAAAGACUGGCCUAUCCAAAUAAAAGGCAAAAGGAAGAAAGACCUCAUUCUGAAUGUGUGGGAUUUUGCAGGUCGCGAGGAAUUCUAUAGCACUCACCCCCACUUCAUGACCCAGCGGUCUCUGUACCUGGCUGUCUAUGACCUCAGCAAAGGGCAAGCUGAGGUAGAUGCAAUGAAGCCUUGGCUCUUCAAUAUAAAGGCUCGCGCUUCUUCCUCCCCGGUGAUUCUUGUCGGCACGCAUUUGGACGUUGCGGAUGAGAGGCAGCGCAAAGCCUGUAUCAGUAAAAUAAACAAGGAACUCUUGAACAAGCGAGGGUUUCCCGCAAUACGCGAUUACCACUUCGUGAACGCCACUGAGGAAUCCGACGCUUUGGCAAAACUUCGGAAAACCAUCAUAAAUGAGAGCCUUAAUUUCAAGAUUCGAGAUCAGCCUGUUGUUGGGCAGCUCAUUCCAGACUGCUAUGUGGAACUUGAGAAAAUCAUUUUAUCAGAGCGUAAAAACGUGCCAAUUGAAUUUCCUGUAAUUGACCGGAAACGAUUAUUACAACUUGUGAAAGAAAAUCAACUGCAGUUAGAUGAAAAUGAGCUUCCUCAUGCAGUUCACUUCCUAAAUGAAUCAGGGGCCCUUCUUCAUUUUCAAGACCCAGCACUACAGUUAAGUAACUUAUAUUUUGUGGAACCCAAGUGGCUUUGUAAAGUCAUGGCACAGAUUUUGACAGUGAAAGUGGAAGGCUAUUCAAAGCAUCCUAAAGGAAUUAUUUCACGUAGAGAUGUGGAAAAAUUUCUUUCAAAGAAAAAGAGAUUCCCAAAGAACUACAUGCACCAGUACUUUAAACUCCUAGAAAAAUUUCAGAUUGCCUUGCCAAUAGGAGAAGAAUAUUUGUUGGUUCCAAGCAGUUUGUCUGACCACAGGCCUGUGAUAGAGCUUCCCCAUUGUGAGAACUCUGAAAUUAUUAUUCGACUGUAUGAAAUGCCUUAUUUUCCAAUGGGAUUUUGGUCAAGAUUAAUCAGUCGAUUACUUGAAAUUUCACCUUACAUGCUUUCAGGAAGAGAACGAGCACUUCGCCCAAAUAGAAUGUACUGGCGACAAGGCAUCUACUUGAAUUGGUCCCCUGAAGCUUAUUGUCUGGUAGGAUCUGAAGUCUUAGAUAAUCACCUGGAGAGUUUCUUAAAAAUUACAGUUCCUUCUUGUAGAAAAGGCUGUAUUCUUCUGGGCCAAGUUGUGGACCACAUAGAUUCUCUCAUGGAAGAAUGGUUUCCUGGGUUAUUGGAGAUUGAUAUUUGUGGUGAAGGAGAAACUUUGUUGAAGAAGUGGGCAUUAUAUAGCUUUAAUGAUGGUGAAGAACAUCAAAAAAUCUUACUUGAUGACUUGAUGAAGAAAGCAGAAGAAGGAGACCUCCUGGUAAAUCCAGAUCAACCAAGGCUCACCAUUCCCAUAUCUCAGAUUGCUCCUGACCUGAUUUUGGCUGACCUUCCUAGAAAUAUUAUGUUGAACAGUGAUGAAUUGGAAUUUGAACAAGCUCCAGAGUUUCUCUUAGGUGAUGGCAGUUUUGGAUCGGUUUAUCGAGCGACCUAUGAAGGGGAAGAAGUGGCUGUGAAGAUUUUUAAUAAACAUACAUCACUUAGACUGUUAAGACAAGAGCUGGUGGUGCUUUGCCACCUCCACCACCCCAGCUUAAUAUCUUUGCUGGCAGCUGGGAUUCGUCCUCGGAUGUUGGUGAUGGAGCUGGCCUCCAAGGGCUCCCUGGACCGCCUGCUGCAGCAGGACAAAGCCACUCUCACCAGAACUCUGCAGCACAGGAUCGCACUACAUGUGGCUGAUGGCUUGAGAUACCUCCACUCAGCUAUGAUCAUAUACCGCGAUUUGAAGCCGCACAAUGUAUUGCUUUUCACACUGUAUCCCAAUGCUGCCAUCAUUGCCAAGAUUGCUGACUAUGGGAUCGCUCAGUACUGCUGCAGAAUGGGAAUAAAAACAUCAGAAGGCACACCAGGGUUUCGUGCACCUGAAGUUGCUAGAGGAAAUGUAAUUUAUAACCAACAGGCUGAUGUUUAUUCAUUUGGCUUACUACUGUAUGACAUUUUCACAUCUGGAGGUAGAAUAGCAGAGGGUUUGAAGUUUCCAAAUGAGUUUGAUGAAUUGGCAAUACAAGGAAAAUUACCAGAUCCAGUUAAAGAAUAUGGAUGUGCCCCAUGGCCUAUGGUUGAGAAGUUAAUUGAAAGGUGUUUAAAAGAAAAUCCUCAAGAAAGACCUACUUCUGCACAGGUGUUUGACAUUUUGAAUUCAGCUGAUUUACUCUGCCUAAUGAGACAUAUAACGAUCCAUAAAAAUGGUACCGUAGAAUGCAUGGUCGUUACGAGCCAUCACAGCAGGAACGCCAGUAUCUGGCUGGGCUGUGGGAAUGCAGACAGAGGAGAGCUUUCCUUUCUGGACUUGACCACCAAAAGACUCACUUCUGAGGAAGUGACUGAUAGUAGAAUACUGUGCCUUGCCUUGGUGCAUCUCCCUGUCGAAAAGGAAAGCUGGAUUGUGUCUGGGACACAGUCCGGUGUGCUGCUCGUCAUUGACACUGAAGAUGGAAAUAAGAGGCACAACCUUGAAAGGAUGACUGAUGCUGUUACUUGCUUGUAUUGCAGUUCCUUUUCCAAGCAGAGCAAGCAAAAGAAUUUUCUUUUGGUGGGAACUGCUGAUGGCAAGUUAGCAAUUUUUGAAGAUAAAGCUGUUAAGUGUGAAGGAGCUGCUCCUUUGAAGAUACUCACUAUAGGAAAUGUUAGCACUCCACUCAUGUGUUUGAGUGAAUCCGUGAAUUCAAGUGAAAGAAACAUUAUGUGGGGAGGAUGUGGCACAAAACUUUUCUCGCUUUCUGAUGAUUUCUCCAUUCAGAAACUCAUUGAGACCAGGACAAAUCAGCUGUUUUCUUCUGCAGCUUUCAAUGAUUCCAACAUCAUAGCCGUGGUGGUAGACACAGCUGUCUACAUUGCGAAGAAAAAUAGCCCAGUUGUGGAAGUGUGGGAUAAGAAAACUGAUAAACUGUGUGAACUAAUAGACUGUGUGCACUUUUUAAGGGAGGACAUGGUAAAAGCAAACAAAGACUCAAAACAAAGUAUGUAUUAUUCUGGGAGAGUGAAAACUCUCUGCCUCCAGAAGAACACAGCUCUCUGGAUCGGGACUGGAGGAGGCUCAGUGUUACUCCUGGAUCUCUCGACUCGCCGACUGAUACGUACGAUUCACAACUUUUAUGAUUCCGUCAGAGUCAUGAUGCCAGCGCAGUUAGGAAACCUUAAAAAUGCCAUGUUGGUUUUGGGGUAUUCCCGGAAAAGUACUGAAGGUAUGCAACACCAGAAAGAAUUACAGUCUUUCUUGUCUAUUUGGGACAUGAAUCUUCCACAUGAAGUGCAAAAUUUAGAAAAACAUAUUGAAGUGAGAAAAGAAUUAGCUGAAAAAAUGAGAAGAAUAUCUGUUGAUUAAGAAGGAUAUCACAAAUCUUUGUCUUUGAUUGGGAAAAUUAUUUUCCUCUCCAGUAAAUACUUGCUUUAAAAAUGUUUACAUAUGAAAAGGGUAUCGUCACUCUCUGAAAAAGCUCAUGUGUAUAGAAGGAAUAUUUAUAUGUUUUAUUUUAAAUAUAAAUAUUGUAUAAAUAAUUACCAUUGAAGUAUAUUUUAAAGAACUAUUUAAAAUGUAACAUUAUAUUUCCUAUAUGUCCUAAUUAAUUUUGUGGCUUAGGUAAUGACAGGAAAUCGAAAAACUACUUGAUUACAGUACUCAUACUAAAAUUUACAGUGUAUGAAUUUUUGUUUUGUAAUCCAUAAUGAAGGUAAACUUUUUAUAUUCUGUGUUUAAACAAGUCUAUUGCUUGAUUACUUUCCAGAUUUUCAGCAAAGUAGAUUUAAAAUAUUAGGACUGUUUCCCAUAUAACAUAUUCCUUUUUAGACUGCUUUUAAAUGCAGUUAUCAAACAUGCUUGUAAAUAGUCAAUGAACUUAUGCUAAUAAAACCCUUUGUUGUGACGGGUGUCCAAUGUGUUGCUGCUGCAAACAAUGCAUCUCACAGCCUUUCUCCAUCUAAACGGAAAUGCCAUGAAACCGUCAACCAUGCUGACGAGAAAACAUCACAUACUGUCAAAGCCCUCCUAUCCAGGAAAGACACAGCCACUCUGCCUUUUCUUAUUUUGCAACUCUGUCUUGGCAUAUGGAUACCCUGGAGUUUGAUAAUCGUUGUAAAUGCAAUGUUCAGUCCUGCAAGUGAUAGUGUCACGUUUUUAUUUUGAUUCUCAGUGCUAAGCCACGCCCCUAGCUGCUUGUUCCUGUCUCUGAUCUUCUGUGCUCUAAUGUUUCUACUCAUCUUUUUUCUCAGUUUUCGACCUUGCAAAUCCUACAUCAUUCAGGUAGAAACCCUGUUUUCAGAAUUGUAGACUUCUACAAUUUCUACCUAGACCACGGGGCCAAAACACUCUUUAGUUUACUGAAGAAGCAAGAAGCUUUAGCUAUGAUGGAUACUUCCUAACCUAGUCUUCUAAUUACACCUAAAUUGUUUAAAUAUUUCACUGUGGUAGGAGAAUCAGGGGCACAUAUCUAGGUAACAAUUUGUCGUUUCUGCUUUAAGGCAAUUUCAUUGGGCCUGGCCAGUAUUUAUCAUUUCAGACACUCCCUACGAUUGGAUUACUAGUCUGUUAUGUUCAGAACUGACUGGUAUUUUAUUAUAUGAAGACUUCAGAUUUGUUUAUAUUAAGGGUAAUUAAAUUAUAUUUUUAUAUUUUAUUUUGUAUUGGUUUCAAAGGUACAGCUUAGUGGUUAAACAGUCAUAUACUUUAUGAAGUGUUCCCUCUGAUAUUGCCAGUACUCCAACUGGCCCAUCCAUAGUUAUUGUGAUAUUACUGACUAUAUUUCCUGUAUUCUUGACUAUAUUUCCUACGCUCUACUUACUUUCCCUUGACUAUUUUGUAAUUACCAAUUUGUGUGUUUUUACCCAGUGUAGGGUAAUCAAAUUCUUAACCUGAAAGAUCCUUUACUUUUCA
This is a messenger RNA of Phyllostomus discolor (pale spear-nosed bat), 9716 nucleotides long. It is a transcript of the gene LRRK2, whose product is annotated as leucine rich repeat kinase 2. Gene Ontology annotation, molecular function: protein binding; GTP binding; protein kinase activity. NCBI's taxonomy places the organism in Eukaryota, Metazoa, Chordata, Mammalia, Chiroptera, Phyllostomidae. The record is from RefSeq and is a predicted model, not a curated record. The transcript has 51 exons. Gene Ontology annotation, biological process: protein phosphorylation. Bases 585 to 8171 code for a protein of 2528 amino acids.